Molecule: messenger RNA, 1572 nt
Organism: Botrytis fragariae
Lineage: Eukaryota; Fungi; Ascomycota; Leotiomycetes; Helotiales; Sclerotiniaceae
Product: putative sporulation protein rmd1 protein
Exons: 3
Coding region: 1-1572 (523 amino acids)
Source: RefSeq, a predicted model, not a curated record
AUGGCUUUCACCGGCGCCAGCCCCUCAGAGCAUACACCUCUUCUCGACCAACAAGCUCUCAGUCCUACAAAUACCUCCAAGAAAGCCCCAAGGAAUGUUACCUUCAACGAUAAUCCAACUGUCAGGACAAUUGGCUUGAACGAACCUUCACAAUCACUUAGGACAAAUGAUUCCAAUGAAUAUACACAAUCGCCUAGAGCAACAGCCCCGUCACCACCUUCUCUCAAUAGCAAACUUCGACGCCGAAACAUGCCAAUGCACCCAGCAUCAAAGAUAGGCCCUCAAAGAGCUAGUAAGAUUACACAGAAGCUUAAGUAUCUUCCAGAUUUGGAGAUUGGCGCAGAUGGACCCGACGAAGAGAGCGGACGAGACGUUUAUUCUCAAUUUACACGAAUCAAAGAUCCGACAGCGCGUAGAGAUGCUGCAAGGCUGGGGAAGGCCGAUCGCGCUCGAUUGCCUCGAGUGACUGCAUACUGUACUGCUAACAAAUACCAAUUGGAAAAUGUGAUGCGCUUCCUAAAUGGUCGGGGCAAGAAGACGAAGGGAGCAAACCCAAAAUUGUUUGAUGAGUGUAUUUACACACCAUUUAGAUACGGUAAAGACCAUGGAAAGACGCCUUCGGAUCGGGACAUGGAGGUACAUAGUGCGCCGGUAAAGUUGACGGAGCGAAGACACUCGGAUAGUGUUAUUGAGGUGGAAGACAACAAUAAACAACGUCGGGACGACCUCAUAGACCUGCAUACCAAUGGCGGUGAUGUUGCUAUCAGCAAUGGCGACCACUCUCCCGCUAACCAUAUUCUCCCAGAAAUCGUGGAGCGACAAAUGGAGAACGAGACCGAAGCUCUUAUAUCAGAAAGUAAUCCCGACUUUGAUACUCGAAUUCAUACACCCGAAGUGUUCCUAUUUGGCUAUGGUGUUGUGGUAAUAUGGGGUAUGUCCAAAGAGGAUGAGCAGCGGUUCCUCAAGGACAUAGCGAGGUUCGAGAGCGGCAAAUUCGCAGCCAACGAUGUGGAAAUGGAGUCUUUCAACUUCUAUUACACCGUAGAGUAUCAAGCUAGGAUUUACAACGAUUUUAUCACCUUGAAGGACAAGAGAAAUUAUAUGACCAAGCUAGCGAUUUCCCACGGCUUGGCGCAAAGUGUUAAGACCUCACUUUUUGAAUCUUUAGUAGACAGCACCAUCGACGAAAACAAAGACAUUCCUACCCAAAUCGCGCUGACAGGAGCUAUUGACCUCCCACGAAAAAGAAUCAACAUGCAAAUCGGCGAGCUCUUCAUCCUGCGCAUAAAUAUUCAUCUUAAUGGUUCAAUUCUGGAUACCCCUGAGUUGUUUUGGUCAGAACCGCAAUUGGAACCAAUAUACCAAGCUGUGAGAAGUUACCUAGAAAUGGAUCAGAGAGUGAAGCUGCUGAAUGAGAGAUUGGACGUCAUCGCGGACUUGUUGGCAGUUCUUAAGGAUCAACUCAGUCACAGACAUGGAGAGAAGCUAGAAUGGGUUGUCAUCGUUUUGAUUGCUGUGGAAAUUCUAGUUGCAGUUCUUAAUAUCGUCGUCGAUCUGUCAGUCGGCGAAUGA